UUUAUGGCGUCUGCUUUGUUACUAAGAUAGCAGCAUCACACAGCUGUACAUUCCUACAAUGUAAAAUGAUUGUAAAUCGCAAAAAUAUUGGAUGUGAAGCGUGUAUUUGGAGGGUUUUUUCAAAAAUAAUGCGAUAGCCAAGGAAAUGUUUCGAUGACAGCUAUCGGAAGUAAGACUGCGGUAAAAUAUCUUCUGUCAGAGCACGGAAUAUGUAAAAGAGACGUAAAGUCUCUAUAUAAAAAUGAAACUAGAUCAGUGAGAGGUGGAUUAAUCCUGAAAAGUCUGACACAGCAAUAAGAUGGCUUGCAAUGAAUACAGUCAUGCUGAGGCUGACUUCCUUUCACUUGCUGUUGACCUGAAUGAUGUGACUCUUGAUGAACCCAGCUAUAGCCAGCUUCGUGAUGAUCGUGCUGAGCGUACACGGCAGGCUAUGAAGGCAGCAGACUCUUCUCUUACUGACUGCAUUUUGCCACAAGAACGUUGUGCAGUCAGCCGUGACCAAGCUGCAGCAGUGUGCUUGCAGAAGCGCUGGCGUGGCCAGGUGGGACGAAAGCGAUACUUGGAGAAAUUGCUGGAGAAAUUUGAACAGGAAGAACGGUUGAGACUCGAGAAGAUGCAGCAGCAGGUAGAGGAGGGCGAGCUGCUUGUGGACAACCACAAGUUGCUGGUUCUGCUGGACGAGGACGCCACUGUCAGGCGCAACCAGGACCGACAUCAGCUUUGUCGCGUGAUCACAAUCCAACGCGCGUGGCGCGCCUUACCUGGAACGGAAGGUUUCUCAGGUGAACACAGGUGUGCUGACCGACGCUGACUGCCAGGCAGGAGUCGAGCGCCAUGUCACAGGCGACCCCACGCCGGGGGACAGCCAGG
Messenger RNA from Pomacea canaliculata, 870 nucleotides. RefSeq lists its product as uncharacterized. The transcript has 7 exons. The coding region runs from base 299 to 811 and encodes 170 amino acids. NCBI's taxonomy places the organism in Eukaryota, Metazoa, Mollusca, Gastropoda, Architaenioglossa, Ampullariidae. The record is from RefSeq and is a predicted model, not a curated record. Gene Ontology annotation, molecular function: protein binding.